Messenger RNA from Polychytrium aggregatum, 1482 nucleotides. RefSeq lists its product as uncharacterized. Gene Ontology annotation, molecular function: metallocarboxypeptidase activity; zinc ion binding. NCBI's taxonomy places the organism in Eukaryota, Fungi, Chytridiomycota, Chytridiomycetes, Polychytriales. Bases 113 to 1252 code for a protein of 379 amino acids. The record is from RefSeq and is a predicted model, not a curated record. The transcript is spliced from 11 exons. Gene Ontology annotation, biological process: protein side chain deglutamylation; proteolysis.
AAGCCACAGACGAUAAGACUUGUAGCCAUAUUCACAGCCCACAAUCCUAUUUGCAGCAAGCAAGCUGCUGUAGUUGUAUUGGAAUGAGGUCUCGGAAACAGAAUAUGAUCUGAUGCUGCAGAGCGAUAUCAAUGCCGGCUUUGGAAAACACAAUCAGUGGUUCUACUUUUCAAUCGAAGGUAUGAUGUCAAAUGUUUCGUACAAAUUCAACAUCAUCAACAUGAGCAAGGCCAACAGCCAGUUCAACUCAGGAAUGCAGCCAGUGAUCUAUUCAAAGAUUGACGACUGUUGGAGGCGCAUCGGUGACAAUGUGCUCUAUUUGAGAAAUCAUUACCGCAAGUGCCCUGGCGAGAAGAACCCAAACGCUUGGAUCUCAUAUUCCAGCGCCAUUUUUGUCAUCCAAGUCAAAAACGACAACGAUGUGUACUCUCUGGCGUAUCACUAUCCAUACACAUACACUGAUUAUCAGAAAUUCAUGUCGAGAGUCAGCCUGCUGCCGAAUUUUGACCUCAAGUGUCGGCGGCAGCUGCUGUGUAAGACGCUCUCGCACAAUAACUGUGAUUUGCUCACGAUCACGGCUUUCGACCCGGAAUCCUUGGGUGCCUCUCCGCUGGAUGAGCGCAAGUAUAUCUUCCUCAGCUCUCGGGUACAUCCUGGAGAAACAAACUCUAGCUUCAUCAUCGAAGGAGUGAUUGCCUUUCUGCUGAGCGACGAAGCGACAGCCAUCAAGCUGCGAUCCACAUGUAUCUUUAAGAUCAUCCCGAUGCUGAAUCCGGAUGGUGUCAUCAACGGCAGUCACCGAUGCUCGCUCGCAGGUGUGGAUCUCAACCGCCAGUGGCAGGCGCCCAUGCUCAAACACCACCCGACCAUCUACUGGGCCAAGAAGGUCCUGAGCCAUCUUGUGGCCAAGGGCAAGCGGCCGUUACUAUCGUGUGACUUUCACGGACACUCGAAGCGAAAGAACAUGUUUCUGUUUGGGUGCGAAACCCUGGCUCCAAACGAUGGGCUUGAGAAGAUUUUCCCUCAACUGAUGUCAGAUCGCUCCUCGCUCUUCGAUCUGAGCCAGUGCAAGUACGCCAUUGAAAAGUCCAAGGAGGCGACGGCCCGGGUGGUCAUCUGGAGAGAGCUUGGCGUUGUUGCCUCGUAUACGCUUGAGAGCACAUACUGCGGCAUCGACAUUGGGCCGCUCAAGGUAUGCCGGACAUGCAUUCAGCUCGGAAGCGAGAGAUGCACGGGUGCCAGUGGCCACUGAUCCGGGGUAUCAGAGCAAUCAUGGUGCUUGUGCUGGAGUACGCUGUUGCAGCCACAUCCGGUGACACUGCCGGCGAUCGCUCUAACAGCUUGGUGGAUGCACACGCGGCAGGGACUGCAAAUCAAGCCGAACGACCUCUUCCAGGUCGGCCAGAGCUUCGCAAAGGCCGUCAUGGUGAUGGUCGAGAUCUUUGGACCCAAUGUGCCAUGCAAUGCCGUCGCGGGGCAGGA